Molecule: messenger RNA, 1475 nt
Organism: Corticium candelabrum
Lineage: Eukaryota; Metazoa; Porifera; Homoscleromorpha; Homosclerophorida; Plakinidae
Product: PRKCA-binding protein-like
Exons: 13
Coding region: 67-1230 (387 amino acids)
Biological process (GO): receptor clustering; positive regulation of receptor internalization; regulation of Arp2/3 complex-mediated actin nucleation
Cellular component (GO): trans-Golgi network membrane
Molecular function (GO): protein domain specific binding; protein kinase C binding; phospholipid binding
Source: RefSeq, a predicted model, not a curated record
AGCACUUCGGUCUGUUGUGUGUUUCUUUCGACAGUUCUUCUGCUCUAUUCUGAGGCUGCAUUAUCUAUGGCUACAGGGAGUGUAACUUUGAGAAAGAACGACAAGAACAUGAUUGGUAUUAGUAUUGGUGGUGGGGCUCCGUACUGCCCCGUCCUGUACAUAGUGCAGCUAUUUGACAAAACACCGGCCGGCGACAGCUCAUUAAUGCUACCAGGCGACGUAAUUGUAGGCGUGAACGACAAAUCUGUUCGUGGACUGAGCAGGUCUCAGCUAGCAAAUGCGAUUAAAGCGAUCAAAGGACCAGUCACUCUUAAUUUUAACAGACUGACGGAGGAAAAAGGGCGUCCUAUAGAUAUUGCCUGGAAAACAGUCAAGCAUAAGCUUGUCGAAUCAAUGAGUCCAAGUACAGCUGACUCUUUGGGCCUGAGUAGAGCGAUUCUCGUGAAUGAUAAACUUGUAAAGAAGUUGCAAGAGUUUGAGCAGUGUUCUAUCAUGUAUAUGUGUCUGAUUAACAAACUCCAAGCUUACAUGAAAGCGUUUCAUUCGGUGUCACUUAUUCAGAAAGUUAUGGGAGAUGUACUUGCAGAAGUUGGUGUCAAGUCAACUCAGCCUGAUGCUAACAGAGCACUGACAGAGUUGGGUUCUGCACACAGAGACUUGGCUGCAUUUGGGCGUACUGCUACUAGUAGCAUGUUGACAGUUAUCAAGGAUCUUGCUGUCUUCUUAACCAAAGCUGUGCCUGAUGCUAAACUGACUAUGAAAAAAUAUGCAGAUGCAAAGUUUGAAUAUUUGUCAUUUUGCUUGAAGAUCAAAGAGAUGGAUGAUGAAGAGAGUAGUUAUCUUCACACUGGGGACCCACUACUUAGAGUUACAAUUGGCAACUAUGAUUAUAGGCAGGCGUUGCGAGGCAGAUACCAUGCUCGUAAGCAUUUUCUUGCUGCUCGAUCAGCUGUGACUGCAAAAUUGGAGCUUCUGGAAGUGAAACGAGUUCAAGACAUUGCUUUUCACUUGGAACGGCUUGUUCAAGUUCUGUCUGUAUACUAUACUUCUUCAGAAACUCGUUUAGCAGCAGCGAACGUUUUUCCUAUUGAAGUCGAUCUAAAACGUGUUGUAUUGAGCAGUCAUCAUCAACGUGAAGAGGAUCAUGAUUAUUCAGACAAUGACCAGGAAGAACAACUGACAGCUGUAUAUAAACUUGAUCAACCACUAGUUGAGUUAGCGGAUCAAUGAUUUAUGUCACAUUAGAUUAGAUGAGGGGUGCACAUAUUAACAUCUAGUUAGUAUAAGGAAUCGUAUUAGUUUAUAUAUUUAGUUCUGAUUAAAGAGAAAUCCCUUAUUCUGGAAUUGCUCAUAAUAGCAGUAUACAAAGCUUACUCUACAGGCUAACACUGGGUGUUGUGUUAGUGGUUUCUUUAUCAUGAGUUUUGCUACUUGAAGUGAUAGUCGAUUCUCUUUCUUCAUAAAAUCAAUUUGUG